AAAUUAUUUUAAUUUAAUUUUGGUGAAGAAGCUGAGAAGGUGGAGAUGGUGGCUUCCAGUUUUUCCUCUUCACGGACCUCACCCUCUCUCUCUCUCUUCAUCUCUCUCUCUCUCUCUUCCAUUGAUUUUCAAUCUCCCAUUUCUCCAACUCUCCACAAUCUCUCUCCACUUUCCCAUCAUUUUUCCUUUCUUUUCUUUUCUUUUUUUUUUUUUUUUUAUUAAAUCCGUUAUGAGGAGAGGGAGAGGGCCGCCCGUUGUACCACCCCCGCGUGAACCACCACCACCACCACCACCAGCAACCACCGGAUCCGACCGGAGAUAUAGAGGUGUUAGAAAAAGGCCAUGGGGAAGAUUCGCGGCAGAGAUCAGAGAUCCAUGGAAGAAGACCAGAGUCUGGUUAGGCACCUUCGAUUCCGCAGAAGACGCCGCCCGUGCUUACGACAACGCUGCCAUAACCCUCCGUGGCUCUAAAGCUAAAACCAAUUUUCCCCUUCCCAAUCCCACCUCCUUUUUCGAUUAUCCUCCUCAUCCCGUCAACGCUCCAGAUCCCUUCCCCGAUCCCCGAUUUCAGAUUAGACCUACUUCCAGUAGUUUGAGUUCCACCGUUGAAUCCUUCAGCGGUCCUCGCCCUCCCUCCUCCCUUCCCACCCUUACUACCACUUCUCCCUCUCGUCGUUACCCUCGUACUCCCCCACUUCUCCCUGAGGAUUGCCAUAGCGAUUGCGAUUCAUCUUCCUCCGUUAUUGACGACGGCGACGACAUCGCUUCCUCCCCCGUCGUUCCUCGGAAAAAAACCCCUCUGCCUUUCGAUCUCAACAUUCCACCUUCCGAUCUUUUUGAUUUUAGCGGCGAUGAUCUUCGAUGUACUGCUUUGUGCCUUUGACCACCGGCGGCGAUGAUGAUGAUGAUGAUGAUGAUGCAAUAAUUCAAUAUUUUAUUGUUGUUGUUAUUAUUAUUAAUAUUAAUCUCCACCUUUUUUUUUAAUUUUUAUUUUAUAUAUUUUUUUUUUAUGUGCUGGCACGGCAGGCAUAGAGAAAAGAGAAAUUACCCGACAAGAUUAUGAAAAAUCAAAAGCAAUGAUUUAUCCACACAACUA
Molecule: messenger RNA, 1096 nt
Organism: Cucumis melo (muskmelon)
Lineage: Eukaryota; Viridiplantae; Streptophyta; Magnoliopsida; Cucurbitales; Cucurbitaceae
Product: ethylene-responsive transcription factor 3
Exons: 1
Coding region: 230-883 (217 amino acids)
Biological process (GO): regulation of DNA-templated transcription
Molecular function (GO): DNA binding; DNA-binding transcription factor activity
Source: RefSeq, a predicted model, not a curated record